Colletotrichum lupini is the source of this 597-nucleotide messenger RNA. RefSeq lists its product as uncharacterized. Bases 1 to 597 code for a protein of 198 amino acids. The transcript is spliced from 3 exons. NCBI's taxonomy places the organism in Eukaryota, Fungi, Ascomycota, Sordariomycetes, Glomerellales, Glomerellaceae. The record is from RefSeq and is a predicted model, not a curated record.
AUGAGCGGCCUCCCGAACGGGGGCCGGGGGACAUUGCAGAUCUGCGCCGAAGCUUUUCCCUUCACGCUGGUUCAGAGAGGCUCUUCUCCCGUUACCCUCGACAUCGCCAAACCUACACCCGGCAACAUCAGCACUAACACCGCAAUGACACGCUCCUUUCGAUACCGCGACGGCGUAGCAAUCGCCCAAAUCAUCGUCUUCCUAGUCUAUCUCGCCUUCGGCAUCCUCUUCCGCAUCCAAAAGAAAAUGGGCUGGUUCGGCAUCUCCUUCAUCUCCACCAUCCGCAUCGUCGGCGCCGGCUGCAUGCUGGGAACACUCACAAACUCUUCGCGCGCAGUCUGGGCCGCCAUCUUUGUCUGCGAAUCCCUCGGUCUCGUGCUCUUGACCUUUGUACUGCUUGAUCUGCUCAAGAGGGUCAACGCCUUCGUCCAGGUCCUGACACAAUGGCACUUCCGCAUCCCCGAACUAAUCUGCUGGGCCGGCCUCGGUAUCUCCAUCGCAGACUACAUCGUCGCAGCCAAAAAGACAUCCGACGCCACGGCGCCCGGCACGCUCACGAGGGCGGGCGUAGGCCUCUUUGCCGCGCUCUACUUCUGA